UGGCUAAAAGUAAAAUAAAGGACGGCAAGGCUAAUGCUCUUCGUCGCUCAAAGACAAUCACUCGCGAGAUAGAGGCAAAUCGAGCUAGAAAUGUAGUGGGUGGUAGGAUAAGAGAAAUGUUUCGCCGUUAAGCAAUUACCAUAUUGAGACAAGUUGCGCCGUUAAUUCAAUGAUAUCAAAGUCAAAAUGCAUGUGUUCGGAUGAUUCCUCUUCCUUCUCCUCCUCGCUUCCCCCCCUUUCCUUUUUUUUCCGCAUCGCUUUACUCAAAAUCCCCAGUUCACUGCUUUUUCUUCUUUCUCUUUCAAACUCGUUUUCGUUUUCUCCCUUUUCUUCCUCUACACUGUAUUCAUUUUCACCAAAAACCAGGCAAACCUAUUCGUAAAUACCAUUUAAACUCUUUACCUUCAAUGGAAUAUUAUAACAGCGGCAUAGACCGUCCGCGCCAAGCAGUAUCCAUGGAACACGGCGAAAAUGAAUGGAACCGACCAUACAAGACAGAAGGAUCCAUUUCAUACCAUUCCCCUCAAUACCCGUCUCCAUCUGAGCCGCAGUUCCUUGGUAGAUCAACUCUUAUUCUUCCUCCCCCAUCAUCUUUGAUGCCGACAUUCAAUUAUCGGCCUACCAUGAUGACAACCGGGCACCAGUAUAGUGGAUAUAAUGUAUUUGUUGAUCAAUCGGACGUAAAGUCUUCCAAAAGGAAACGCAAUUCAUCACCACCAGUUAACGUGUCUACCUCGGGGUGCCACUAUGAAGUACUGAACAUGGCUAAACGAAAAAGGUCCAAACGGGAUGCGACAGCUGCUGAGACGUUGGCAUCCUUCAGUAGACUUUCCACAAAUACUGCCCCAUACUAUAGCGCCGAGGGGGCAGGAUGUGGCGAUAAGUACAAGCACAACAGGGGUCGAAACAAGGGGGAUUCGGGCUGCCAUGACAGCCAAAGUCUCGUAUUCGAGGCGGCUAGAAUCCUUUGUGGCUUAUCGACUCGAAGAUGAUAAAGCAGAUAUGACCUGCUGUUUGCAGUUGCGUCGACCGCAUCUCACAUACAGCAAGCAGUGAGGCAGUUAUAUAAGGAAAUUGAGUAAAGAAAAUGAAGUUUCGUAGCUCACGCCUCUGGUUUCAGGCGUCACCCAUCUCACAUUUAAACAACUUCAUUUUUGUCCAAAUAAAAUGCCACCUUAAAACAUUUCAGCGUACGCACUUUUUAUGCG
This is a messenger RNA of Umbelopsis ramanniana AG, 1208 nucleotides long. RefSeq lists its product as uncharacterized. The record is from RefSeq and is a predicted model, not a curated record. NCBI's taxonomy places the organism in Eukaryota, Fungi, Mucoromycota, Umbelopsidomycetes, Umbelopsidales, Umbelopsidaceae. The transcript has 4 exons. Bases 201 to 992 code for a protein of 263 amino acids.